Messenger RNA from Talaromyces proteolyticus, 885 nucleotides. RefSeq lists its product as uncharacterized. The coding region runs from base 1 to 885 and encodes 294 amino acids. Gene Ontology annotation, biological process: triglyceride catabolic process; phosphatidic acid biosynthetic process. The transcript is spliced from 5 exons. Gene Ontology annotation, cellular component: lipid droplet; endoplasmic reticulum. The record is from RefSeq and is a predicted model, not a curated record. NCBI's taxonomy places the organism in Eukaryota, Fungi, Ascomycota, Eurotiomycetes, Eurotiales, Trichocomaceae. Gene Ontology annotation, molecular function: acylglycerone-phosphate reductase (NADP+) activity; triacylglycerol lipase activity.
AUGUCCCAAUCUGCUCUCGUUACUGGUUGUAGUAGGGGUGGCCUCGGAGAUGCCAUGGCCCAAGCCUUUAGAAAGGCCAAUGUCAAAGUGUUUGCGACCGCUCGCGACUUAAACAAGAUCCAGCAUCUGAAAGACAUCGGGUGCGAGGUUUUGCUUCUCGACGUGACGUCGGAGUCUUCAAUUCGAGAAGCGGUGAGCACUAUCACCAAACUAAAUAAUGGGAGGCUCGAUUUUUUGGUGAAUAACGCUGGCAGAGGCAAGCUCUUGCUGACGGCGUUAAUGAAAGGGCACACCUCCCCCCUGUCAGACAUAUCCAUAUCGGAUGCCAGGCAGACUUUUGAGGUCAACGUCCUGUCUGUACUAGCAGUGUCACAAGCGUUUCUCCCUCUAUUGAUUGAGGCCAAAGGCCGGGUCAUCAACAUUGGUUCUAUUGGGGGAAAAGCAAGUCUCUCUAGGUACCAGGGAAAAUGGUCUAAUCAAUAUUGUCUAGGUGUCUAUGCAGCUAGUAAAGCUGCGUUGAACAUGAUGAGCGAGACAAUGCGGGUGGAAUUGGCGCCUUUUGGCGUUCACGUCAUUACUGUUAUUGCAGGAACAAUAAAUGACACUCCGUUCUACACGAAUCAGCCGAGUCUUCAAAUUCGAGAAGGCUCCAUAUAUAGCGCCAUCAGAGACACCAUCGCUACUACUCAGCGAGGAGAGAGGCUAAAAGUGGGUGCCAUGAGUGCCUCGGACUUCGCCAAAGGGGUCGUUUCCAAUUCGAUGAAGCCGAAGCCUCGAUUGUGGUUUUGGCACGGGGGCAGAACGAUGGCAGUCUGGAUCAUCACCGUGUUCCUUCCACACACUUUCCUGGUAAGAAGAAGGACUCGUCAAAUCAUCAAAUACUAA